Eutrema salsugineum is the source of this 656-nucleotide messenger RNA. Its product is annotated as protein SPEAR3. Lineage: Eukaryota; Viridiplantae; Streptophyta; Magnoliopsida; Brassicales; Brassicaceae. Gene Ontology annotation, molecular function: DNA-binding transcription factor activity. The record is from RefSeq and is a predicted model, not a curated record. The coding region runs from base 111 to 656 and encodes 181 amino acids. The transcript has 5 exons.
CAGCUCAAAGCUAACCAACCAACCCCACACAUAAACGUAUCGUUAGGAUUUUCUCUCUCUAGCAAGACUUUCUCUCUCUCUAGUUCUAGAUUAUAAUUUGUUAACAAGAAAUGGGUAGUAGUUUCUUUGGGAGACCAAAAAUGGGUGGAUCUUCGUCACCAACAUCAUCUUCUUCUUCUCCGGCAAAGAGAGGGAAAAACAAGAACGGUUCUGAUAAGCCUAAGCAGCCGCAGAGAGGUCUUGGCGUCGCGCAGUUAGAGAAGAUUAGAUUACACAGUGAAUUUAACUGCAACAGUUUCAAUACUUACACUUCUUAUCAUCAGGAGGAUGUGAGGAUGCAAGGAGGAUAUCCAUCCAUGCCAUCUUCAUCAUCACCAUCAUCCGAUCAUUAUGGCUUUCAUCCAAACAUGAUGAUAAAUACAAGUAGUGAUCAAUACGAGAGAACAACCAUAAGAUACGGAGAUUCUCAGCCUCACAUAGCACCAAGUUGGAACCCGAGCUACGGUAUCUUGGAGAGCCAACAUUUUGGGGAACCAAACAUAACCAGACACUUCUUAUAUGAGGAUCCGAGAAAUAAAUCGUUGGGAUCAGGUAUUCAGAACUUCGAAACGAGUGACGCAACUGAGCCAGAUUUGGAGUUGAGAUUGUCACUUUGA